This is a messenger RNA of Cucurbitaria berberidis CBS 394.84, 1464 nucleotides long. Its product is annotated as glutamine synthetase/guanido kinase. The record is from RefSeq and is a predicted model, not a curated record. Gene Ontology annotation, molecular function: glutamine synthetase activity. NCBI's taxonomy places the organism in Eukaryota, Fungi, Ascomycota, Dothideomycetes, Pleosporales, Cucurbitariaceae. Bases 1 to 1464 code for a protein of 487 amino acids. The transcript is spliced from 3 exons.
AUGGCGUCCGAACCCAACUCCACGAUAACCGUCGAACAGCUACCCGAGCUCCUCAAAGAUGAUUUGGCAGUCAAGGUCGCUGGUGUAGACGUGGACGGCCUGUUGCGCGGCAAACUCAUGGCCAAGAAGAAAUUCCUUAGCAUAGCGAAAGAAGGCUUUGGCUUCUGCAGCGUCAUCUUUGGCUGGGACAUGCACGAUCAGACAUACUUCCGCGAACUGGGCAUUUCAAAUAAGGAGAACGGAUACCGCGACUUGAUUGCCGUGCCAGAUCUAUCGUCGUACCGGAGGAUACCGUGGGAGGACAAUGUGCCCUUCUUUCUCAUCAGCUUCCAUGACCCUGAUACGAACGAGACACUGAGCGCGUGUCCGCGCAGCCUGUUGAAGCGCGCGGUAGAUAAGCUGAAGGAGAAUGGAUAUGGCGCAAUGGCAGGAGCCGAAUAUGAGUUCUACCAGUUCCGCGCCCCGCAAGGCCACGAUGGAUCAGAGAGGAAUUCCUCCAGUACCGCAGCAUUCCUACGCGAAAACCCUGUCAAUGCGCUCCCGAGUCUGACGGAGGGCAUGUUCGGAUACAGCAUAACGCGGCCAGUACAUAAUCAAGAGUACUACUACGGCAUCUUCGAUAGUUGCGCCAAGUUCAAUUGCGGAAUUGAGGGGUGGCAUACAGAGUCUGGGCCGGGAGUUUUCGAAGCUGCCCUCGAAUUCGGCGAGAUCCAACAAAUGGCAGACAAAGCUUCCCUCUUCAAACUUGUCGUCAAAUCCCUCGGCUCCAAAUUCGGCAUAACGCCUUGCUUCAUGGCGAAACCGCGCGAAGGCCUCCCUGGAAACAGCGGCCACAUGCACGUUUCGAUCGUUGAUAAAGAGGGCAAGAACCUGUUCUACCGCGGCGAAGAAGACAAAGAUGCGCCAUACUCCGACAUCCGCUACCUAUCCGACCUAGGUAGGCAUUUCCUAGCGGGCUUGAUCGAGGGACUGCCAGAUAUUAUGCCCAUCUUAGCUCCGAAUGUGAACAGCUACAAGCGUUUAGUAGAGAACUUCUGGGCUCCCGUAACCGUUUCGUGGGGUCUCGAGCACCGCGCCGCAUCAAUCCGCCUCAUAUCCCCACCUACUGCCUCCGCAAAAGCCACACGUUUCGAAGUCCGCGUCCCUGGCGCAGACACCAAUCCACACUUCGUCCUCGCUGCCAUCUUAGCACUCGGCUGGCGCGGCAUCGAGAAGAAGCUCGAGAUCUCGAUACCACCUUUGGGCAAGGGCGAGGAUGUGGGUGGGGCAGCGGAUAAGGGAGAGAGACUGUCGAAGAGUCUCAAGGAGGCGACAGAGAGGUUCAUGCGCAAAGAGAGUAUAGCGAGAGAGGUAUUUGGAGAUGAGUUUGUGGACCAUUUUGGAGGGACGAGGCAGCAUGAAAUUAGGCUUUGGGAUGAGGCAGUUACGGACUGGGAGGUUAGGAGGUAUAUCGAGACGGUUUAG